AUGACUCAAAAUAUCGCUUUUGGAACGGCGAUUCUGCCGCCGCCACCCGUCUUUCUACCUGUUCCCGACACGCCCACCCUUGCGUGGCCGGCAUGGAAGCGUGCCUUCACCGCUUUUCUUGGUACUUCGGGGUUCGAACAGAUGGAACCGCGUCGUAAAAAACAACUCCUAUUUUCUUUGCUCGGCACGGAAGGCCAGCGUGUGGUUGACGCAUUCCGCUUGGACGAUGCACCGGCGACUGAGCUCAAUGACGAGUAUGAAAUAUUUUUGGAGAAGUUAGAAAAACACUUUGAGUUCUCGGGGUCCGUAACACUGGAAAGAAAGAAACUCCGUGCUAGAGUCCAACGUCCCGGCGAAUCAGUCUCCGAAUACCUCGCCGCAUUACGUCAUCAAGGCUCUUUCUGUAGCUACGGCGCUACGUUAGACGAACGCCUGUGUGAAAUCUUUUUGGAGGGGUUGGAUUCGAAGAGAGUUCAAAAGGACCGCAUUUUACGUGAAUGCGUCGGGGCCGAGGUACCCACACUGGACAGAGCGUUCCAGCUCGCAAUACAAUUUGAACAACUUGCGAAAACGACUGAAUCGUUUCAUCGUCAGACGAGCGCGGUGUCGUCUUUCCCUGUUAACGACGGAAGCCGCGGUUUGGAACCGGCACCGGUCCAAGAUAUUCAUGAGUAUGCUCAGUGGCGUGCGAAUCAAGAUGGCGGAGCUUCCGGGUCCCCCGCCCAACUCUUUCACCAAUAUGGUCAUCCUCUGUGUCCUUCCACCGGGAUGAUUCCGUCGCAGCGAGGUCCCGUGAUGUCGUGGGGUCAACCAUCGUCUGACGGCUAUCUUCUCCGUUUCCAAGGGCGGGCAAGGCGGCCAACAGUCCGCGAGCCUGCUCCUCACCGGGCGAGGGAGAGAAAAGAUGCAGGCUGUCUCUCUGCGUGCUGGUUCUGUGGCCGGCGCGACCAUGCCCGCGAAUUCUGCCCGGCACGGAACGUGACAUGCUUUCUGUGUGGGAAGCAGGGACAUUUUGCUCUGGUUUGCCGCAGUCGUCAAGCACAGUCAGCAGCAUUCAUUAACGAUGAACGGCAAGCAUCAUUUCCAAUGCGGGGUCGAGGACAACCUUGGUGCCGUGGACAACUUGCCGGACGCUACCAGAGCGGCCGUUUUUAUCGACGAGACGGAUCGACCCAUGUGGGAACUGUCCAUCAGGAAGUCCCGCCGAGUGUGACCUUUGACCAGCACGAGGUCUCGGUGCAGUCUACGGAUCGCCUCGCACGCGACCCGGGUCUCCGCAACGUGUCCUUGGCAGAUGUCCAGUACCGUCGGGUGCCUACGUAUCCAGGCCACUACAACCUUCUUAUGGGGAACAAACAGCUCCCAAAGUCUUCGAAGAGUUUGACCAGAUAUCGUCGGCCAACUCCAGUCCAGAUAGUCAUCCUGCAAGUCAGUGUGGAGCCAGUGGUCCAGAGCGUCAACCUGAAGAUCAACGUGGUUGCAGUGUUCCACAACGUCAUACUGAUCUUCCUGAUCCUCGAAGUAGAAAAUUAUACCAAGAGCCUAUUCCUGAGCAAAGCAACCUUCCUUCGAAGGUCCGGUCUUUCAGUACCAAACACUUCGGGUCCUGGCCCUACCCCCGAGGUGGCUGGAUCUCUUAGUUCCCUGCUGUGGGGCCUCUUCUGCAGCCGGUUCCCGGGCUGGCGACGUCCCCUGUUCUUGGACAAGGGCCUACGUCUGAGCCUGGUGGGGCUCCGGGUCCUCUUGCUACGUCUGAGCCUAGUGGGGCUCCGGGUCCUCUUGCUGCGUCUGAGCCUGAUGGAGCCCUGA
Ixodes scapularis (black-legged tick) is the source of this 1809-nucleotide messenger RNA. RefSeq lists its product as uncharacterized. The transcript has 3 exons. The coding region runs from base 1 to 1809 and encodes 602 amino acids. Lineage: Eukaryota; Metazoa; Arthropoda; Arachnida; Ixodida; Ixodidae. Gene Ontology annotation, molecular function: nucleic acid binding; zinc ion binding. The record is from RefSeq and is a predicted model, not a curated record.